CAGACAGAGAGGAAGUGAUCCUCGAAAGCGACAACACGAGCUUGGAGCUUUUGUAUCCGUCGAUGUUUGUGCAGAAAACCCCAAUUUCGAAGCCUUUAUAUUACCAAAAUUAGGAGAAAAUUGGGGCUGCCCUUUACGGGGAAUAUAUUGAAGAUGCGCACAAGUUAUUUGGUUUUGGGUCUUCUGGCCUUCAGUGUCCCUCUGGUCUCCUCUACUUCGGGAUCUACACGAUGCAAGAAUCAAAGCGGCGGAAACGUUGAUUGGUUCAUCCUGUACAAGCUACCCAAGAUGCAGAAGACCAAGGGAAACGCGUUCACGCCGGCCGGUGGGGAGUUUCUUUACAUCGACUCUGAUUCCCCGACCAGUGCGCGCACGUGGACGUUGUCUUCUCAAGACCUCUAUAGACCGCCCAACCCUUUGGCUUACACAUUAGCACCGCUGUACCAAACGGCUGUACCUCAGGACAUCCUAUACGUCGCCUACAACGACCAGUCUCCGGACCGCUACAACGGCACCCGGAACGGUCACUCCAAAGGUGUGGUCAUGUUUGACGAAGCUGUCGGCAUCUGGCUUUUGCACAGCGCUCCUAGGUUCGUUGAAAACCUUCAUGGUGGGGCCUACACCUUCCCGGAAAAUGCCAGAGAAAACGCUCAGAUCUUCGUCUGCGUUACGUUCCCGGCGACCCAGCUCAACGCCAUCGCCAAGCAGCUCCGCAUGCAGUACGCGAACGUGUACGACAAGGGAUCCUCAACGGCGAUGCGUCAAAGACACGCCCAGGUGGAUCUCCUCUUCAAGGACAGCUUCAUACGUGGACGAACGAUGAGACUGAGUAUCGUCGACGUGACCAGUCUCGGAGGAAAACGAUUCCUCAGCGUUGCCAAGAGGGCCAACCUGGAAGUUGACAUUUACUCGUCGAUACUCACCGGCCAAAUCAAGGACGACCUGGUGGUCCAGUCAUGGCGUAAUGGGGCUGGAGACAGGUUGCCCAAUGACUGCAACUCGAACUACACCGUAACCGACGUGGACUCUGUCAAGCUUAACCUGGACCAAAGUCGUUUCAUCGCCUUCGACACGACCGAAGACCACAGCAAGUGGGCCAUUGCAGUGGACAAGUCCACAUUCUGCUUGGGCUCAAUGAACCGGAUGGAGUCCCAAUUCAAGAGGGGCGGGGAAGCUCUGUGCUUCGAUAACAGCCUGGUAAACAGACUGUUCAAGCGAAGCGCCAUCGUCAACACAGGCUGCCCUGUCCGCCGCUGACUCCAUAUUACCCUUAAUACAAUCUCAAAAAGAUUCUCAGGAAGAUUGCCAUCUGACAAUUUAACAAUCAUCAUAGUGCACUGUCCGGCUUGCCUUGUUACUCGAGCAGCUGCUGUGUUCUCAACAUUUGAUUUACUAUGCUUUUGAGGGGUCCGAACAUUAUUUGGUAUAUGAGUAUCUUGAAUAAAUAUAUUAAUGAACAUA
Messenger RNA from Ixodes scapularis (black-legged tick), 1461 nucleotides. RefSeq names its product deoxyribonuclease-2. The record is from RefSeq and is a predicted model, not a curated record. The coding region runs from base 154 to 1257 and encodes 367 amino acids. NCBI's taxonomy places the organism in Eukaryota, Metazoa, Arthropoda, Arachnida, Ixodida, Ixodidae. Gene Ontology annotation, biological process: apoptotic DNA fragmentation. The transcript is spliced from 7 exons. Gene Ontology annotation, molecular function: deoxyribonuclease II activity.